UCUGCCUUCUCUGCCUUCUCCUCCAGGGCCAUCUCCUCAGCUCCACAGCACAUCCCGCCCGGAGCAGUUCUGGGGGCCAGGAGGCCAUGGGGGGGCCACCCCCGGGCUUCCGGCCCUCAGGCUGGGUCCACCUGCUCCACCAGGUACCCCACACCAACUUUCAGCUCCGACCUGUGGCCAGCACCUUUGCCCCCCAGGAACAGGACUACCAGCAGGCCUUGCUGCUGGUGGCGGCUUUGGCUGGGCUGGGCCUGGCUGUGAACCUGCUUGUUCUGGGACUCUACCUACUCCGAUCCUGCUGUCGUUGCCGCAGGCCCAAGGCUGGUCCCCCGGAAGCCUCAGGCUCUCCAGAUGGAGGAGGCUGUGUCACCUGGAGCUGUGUGGCUGCCCUUCUCCUUGGCUGCGCUGGUAUCGGGCUCGGUUUCUAUGGCAACAGUGAGACCAGCGAUGGGGUGUCCCAGCUCAGCUUCUCCCUCCUGCAUGCCAACCAUACGCUCAGCUCUAUCGACCGGCUGGUUUCAGAAACAGUGGAACGCCUGGGCUCCGCAGUUAGGUCUGAGCUGACCACUCUGGAGGAGGUGAUGGCCUCGAGGACAGAACUGGUGGCAGCUGCCCGGGGUGCCCGGAGGCAGGCUGAGGCUGUGGCCCAGCAGCUGGGAGAACUGGCUUUCUGGAGGGGUGUGCCCUUGAGCCCAAUUCGGGUGGCUGAAAGUGUCUCCUUUGUGGAGGAGUACAGGUGGCUGGCCUACAUUCUCCUCCUGCUCCUUGAUCUCCUUGUCUGCCUCUUUACUCUCCUUGGGCUGGCUAAGCAAAGCAAAUGGCUUGUGAUUGUCAUGACAGUCAUGAGCUUGCUGGUUCUCGUGCUGAGUUGGGGAUCCAUGGGGCUAGAGGCUGCUGCUGCUGUGGGUCUCAGUGAUUUUUGCUCUAGUCCUGACCCCUAUGUCCUGAACCUAACUAGGGAAGAAACUGGCCUAAAUCCAGAAAUCCUCCACUAUUACUUCCUCUGCAACCAGGUGGUUUCCAAUCCCUUCCAAGAGAGGCUGACCUUGUCCCAGCGGUCUCUGGCCAGCAUCUACUCCCAGCUCCAGGGGCUGGAACGUGAGGCAGUUCCCCAAUUCCCAGCGGCCCAGAAGCCGCUGUUGGCCCUGGAAGAGAUGCUGAACGUGACGGAGGGGAACUUCCACCAGCUGGUGGCGCUGCUGCACUGCCGAGGGCUGCACAAGGACUAUGGGGCAGCAUUGCGGGGCUUGUGUGAGGACUCCAUGGAGGGCCUCCUCUUCCUGCUCCUCUUCUCCCUGCUGUCUGCCCUGGCUCUGGCCACGGCUUUGUGCAGCCUGCCUGGUGCCUGGGCCCACUUCCCACCCAGUGACGACUAUGACGAUCCAGAAGAUGACGAUCCCUUCAACCCUCAGGAAUCAAAACGCUUUGUCCAGUGGCAGUCGUCCAUCUGAGACUCCCUCCUUGGGCUGGGUCUGCUACCCCCACCUCUGGAACCGUCCACCCACCAGAGAAGUUUCCCCUUCCCUGCCAGGAUUCUUCUAGCUAUGAUGACUAACACUGCCACACUCUGCCUGGCUCAGGAGUCUGAGUCCUUUCUGCCCUGAGGAAGUGACCAGAAGAUAAUUCCCUGUCCUUCCCUAACCAACAUUCAAGGCUUGGGCCCAGAGAUCCCAGCCAGGAUGAGAGCCAGGAAGCUCAGGGCCCUCCUGGGAGCAGCUGCCCUGGAGAACCUCCCCCUGGACCAUUUGUUCCAGCCCCUGGGCCCAGAGCUCCUUGUGCUUAGAACCAGCACCACUAACUCUGAUUUGAAAUAAAAAAGAAGACUUUA
Messenger RNA from Trichosurus vulpecula (common brushtail), 1828 nucleotides. RefSeq names its product tweety family member 1 (gene TTYH1). Lineage: Eukaryota; Metazoa; Chordata; Mammalia; Diprotodontia; Phalangeridae. Bases 87 to 1451 code for a protein of 454 amino acids. Gene Ontology annotation, molecular function: volume-sensitive chloride channel activity; intracellularly calcium-gated chloride channel activity. The record is from RefSeq and is a predicted model, not a curated record. The transcript has 14 exons. Gene Ontology annotation, cellular component: plasma membrane; smooth endoplasmic reticulum membrane.